AUACGAGUUUAACCGGCAGUGACGUCGCGGGCCCCGACCGUCGCGAUGGCCGACUUCGAGAUUCACUUAUUAACUUCCCAACUUCACGAUUGUUGUGUGCGGCAUUUGUUUGCGCUGAAGUUUGCCACUGAUGGGGCUUUUGUUGUCGCGGUGACGACCAAGUCGCCGCGCCGGUGUCGCGAGGGGCAAGGAAAGGAGAGCCGCCCAUUCCCAAGCGCGCACAAUUUCAUCAGAUAUAUUCGGCAGAUACGAGAUGAAAUCUCCGCAGAUGCGUUUAUCGACGUCCCACGCUUAGGAGGUUAAACCGAAGGUUUGACCCGGCCGAAUUGUAGACCCCGCGCACCGUCACUACGAUCUCCGAUUCGAAAAUAUCCGCGGUCAUCCCCUGUGGCUUUAAUUAUGGGCACGCUGAACCUCAUCUGCCCUAUGUGCUGCGGCGAGACCUUCAACAAUCCCCAGUCCCUCAAGCACCACUUGCUGAACAUGACGAGCAAUCUUUAUUGCCCCGGCUGCUCGCAGCGUUCCGACUCUGUCACGGCGCUCAUUCAGCACCUGGAUAUGUGCGAGCACGAGCUGCGGUGCAGGGUGAAGCCCGCGGAGGUGCUCGCGGACAGGCGGAGGGUCGGUGGAAAGGAGCCUGAGAUCAAGAUGGAUUUACUAAUGGACAUAAAGACACAGCAGAUUAAUCGGGGCUUCCUUGCGACCAUGGGGAACAACGGGGUUGUCAUAAUGGGUGAGCCGCAGACGAUACAGAUGGAUGAGAAUGGAGAGAUUAAAGUCGUAGAAAAGAUGGACACAGAAGAAAUGCAACCAGAUCAAAAUUCUCUGGAUUUCAAGAUUUCCGAAGGGCAUCUUAUUAGCGACGCCGGAGCGCAAAGAAGACUGCAGUCAUCCCAGGGAUUAGUGGCUAUUCCCAUACAAAACAUGGACCGCAAGGCAGCCUUAAUGGAGAAGAACAUAUUUGCUGUGCUACCAGACAAUUCCGAGCUUCUGGAUGGUGAGACCGCGACCCUAAUCGACGUGGAUCGUAUAAACGAGGCUGAGGAGAUCAACGAGGUUGAUCUUAUGCGCGUCAAGCGAGAGUUAUGCGAGUUCGAUUCUGACGCCGUGUAUAGCUGCACCAGUUGCGAGAUGAGCUUCAACUCCGUCCUGGAGCACAUUAAGCAGUUCCAUGAUGGUCAGGAGGUUCUACUGGAGAUGGCGGAACAAUCGAACGACCAGGCGAUGACGUCGAGUCCGAAGGCGUCGGUGAUAUCGAGUGAAGUCCCGGAAAACGUAGUGAAUGCACGACCGCGACAAGCGUUGAAUACGCUACGCACAGAAGAAUGCGUGGAUAGUGAGGGUAGGCUCUACACCAGAAAAGUAGUGCAAAUCGAAAAAUUCUGGGACCGUACUCCAAUUCAGGUCGCGACGUCGCAAUCGACAACGAAGGCUCCGAUGAUCGAGAAGUUCUUCUCGAACGUGGAGGGCGUUAAGGUACGAGAGAAACGCCUGGGGACCGCAUCGGUGCGUAUGUACAAGUGCAAUCAAUGCCUGCAGCAGUUCUCCAAGUUGGGAAACUUUCGCGUGCACGCCUGUCUACGCGGCAGCAAUCGCUGCGAGCGUUGCGAUCAGAGUUUCGCGACACCGAGGGCUCUGCAGCUUCACGCGAAGGUGCACGAUAGCGAGGCCGAUGCGAGUCAGAAGACGUUUAUCUGCACCACGUGCGGCACCGAAUUCUGCUCCCACAAAAGUUUGCGGCUGCACUCGAGGAUGCACGCGCCAGUGAGAGCCAGACACGUCGACGCACCCGAGGGCACGCCUAACGCGACUUUCACCUGCCCCGAAUGCGGCAAAACACUGUCCGAGUCAUACAAAGACGCGCACAUGACAUUGCACACGGGCGACUCGGUGACGUGCACCGUCUGCAAUCGGAAGUUUGAUUCCGCGGACAGUCUGGCGAUGCACGCGGCAGUACACGUUGAACUGGCACCUCCGCUGUCGCCUACUCCCUCGGUCGCGUCCGUUACGGAGGCAAUAACGACGUCGACAGCAACGGUGUCAGCGGUGACGACGAUGACGACGACUGCCACGACAUUAACGACGACGGUAACGACGACGAUAAUGACGACGACGACGACAGCGACGACGACGACGGCAACAAUGACGACAACGUCGACGACGGAACCUGGCGAUCAUCAAAAGCCCUAUCAAUGCCAGCAUUGCGGCCGCAGAUUUACCAGGCCGCAUGAGAAGGUCAAGCACGAACGGAUUCAUACAGGGGAGAAACCGCAUGCCUGCGAGGUUUGCGGCAAGACCUUUCGCGUGUCGUACUGUCUGACCCUUCACAUGCGCACGCACACAGGCGUUCGACCGUACGCCUGCCAGCACUGCGGUAAACGCUUCAAGGCGUCCUCCGUCUACAAUCAUCAUCUGCUGACGCACGGCGAGGAGCGCGCCUACACAUGUCCGUACUGUCCGAAGACAUUCAAGACACGGGUGCAGCUGGCCGGCCACAAAAACAGUCACACGAAGCCGUUCCGGUGUACAGAGUGCUCGCGACCGUUCGCCUCGCUCUACGCCGUUCGCGCGCACAUCCAAACUCACAAGAAGGAUAACAACCUCAAGUUCAGCUGCUAUGUGUGUGGCGCGUCGUAUGGUCGUGCGUUUGCUCUCAAGGAUCACCUGAAGCAACACGGCCAGGACGUGCUAGCGCUGCCAGAGCCUGCGCGAGAAGAGGAAGUACAUGAGAACUUCCUUCUCGGCGAGGAGGCCGAGGAAGACGAGUUUGCUGUCCCAACGCCGCCGACAACAAAGUCAUCGUCGCUACUUCCUGUCACACGCUCCUCCGGCGGCACCGACUGAGAAGUUAACUAUUGCAAUUCGAUUCUAGUCAUAGAAUCAUAAUGCGUCCCGCAAGCUCACCGCACUUACGUCACUACAAAGCUCGCUCACUUAUGGGGAGAAUUCGCGAGUGACCUUUGAGUGACACAGUCACGAGUAUGCGGAAGCCUCUGCGGGAUCGUUCUCGCGUACAAUGUUACAGGUUCGUGAAUAUUUAUUUGAGAUGAUAGAGCGAAGUUUUCUACCAUAAUCAAUCGAUCGCGAUCGAUUGGAACUUACAUGUACGUAAGCGUUGUUGACUCGUUCGUAAAGUUUAAUUGUUUAUAUUUUUCCAUUCAUCGUUUUUCCGUUACAAGAUUCGUGAGCUUGAUCGUUAAGCCUUAAAGUAGGAGGCAUCUCGUCGCUGUACAAGUAUUGUACUACCUCAAUUGGUUCAGCCAGACAUAAAUUACGCAAUAAGGAAUUAAUUAAAAAAGAUCUUUAAAAAAAGAAAUGAAAAAGUAUUAAAUAUAUUUAUUAUAAUAUAUUCUUGUAUUACAAAAUUGUAAACUUUGAAGCACAUUUUGUAAUACAGUUUUGUAAUAAAAUAAUUUCUUAAAAAUCUCACAUUUUUGUAUUGCGUAUUUAUGUCCGACACUGGCGGUAUCGAAACUCAGGAAGUGAAAAACGAAGUUCACGAAUUGCUCAUCGACGAUAGAACCUAUCGCAAUUAGUUAAAUUUGAAUAGUGCUAAAUACGCACCUUUUAUUUAUUUGAAAUUUCUUACCAGCAAGAAAUGAAUUUGUACGUGACAUAUAUGAGUACGUAUCAUAGCAAAUGGACGUGUUUUAGUUUCAAUUACACUGUUAUUUAAUUCAUCAUAAUGGUACAGUUAUGAAUUGUGUACGUUCACACAAUUAAAAAAUUGUAUUAUUCAAAAGAGAUUCAAUUCCGUGACACGCGCGACUGAAAUUUUAUUCAAACAAAAAUUGAUGCGGAAUUAUUUUAAAUUAAAUAAUAUUGUUUAUUCUUAAUGAUUAAGGAUUUCUUAAAUGUUAAACUGGUUGUUACAUGCUGUUGUUAUUUAAAAAGUAUUUUAUGACAAAUUAAAUUUUUACCCAGAAAAA
Messenger RNA from Monomorium pharaonis (pharaoh ant), 3929 nucleotides. Its product is annotated as zinc finger protein 184. Bases 400 to 2844 code for a protein of 814 amino acids. Gene Ontology annotation, cellular component: nucleus. The transcript has 7 exons. NCBI's taxonomy places the organism in Eukaryota, Metazoa, Arthropoda, Insecta, Hymenoptera, Formicidae. Gene Ontology annotation, biological process: regulation of transcription by RNA polymerase II. The record is from RefSeq and is a predicted model, not a curated record. Gene Ontology annotation, molecular function: RNA polymerase II transcription regulatory region sequence-specific DNA binding; DNA-binding transcription factor activity, RNA polymerase II-specific.